GUUAAUGAUUGGUGAAGGACCCUGACCGCUUCACUGAGACAUAAACCCUACAGAGCCUCCGUGUGUGUGUGUGUAUGUGUGUGAGCAUCUCGGUCUGACUGCAGCCAUGGCCAAGCUGGUGGAGUGUGUGCCUAACUUCUCAGAGGGACGAGAUAAAGAGGUAAUUAAGGCCAUCGCUGAUGCCAUUUCUGCUACAGAAGGCUGCAGUGUGCUGGACGUGGACCCCGGGUCCUCCACUAACCGCACCGUCUACACCUUCGUGGGCUCUCCACAGGCCGUGGUGGAGGGAGCGCUGAACGCCGCCAGUGCUGCCUUCAGCCUUGUCGACAUGACCAAGCACAAGGGUGAGCACCCUCGGAGCGGCGCUAUGGAUGUUUGUCCCUUCAUCCCAGUGCAGAAUACCAGCAUGGAGGAGUGUGUGACCUGCGCUAAUGAGUUUGGGAGGAGGUUAGCAGAGAUGCUGCAUGUUCCAGUGUAUCUGUAUGGAGAAGCAGCAAGGAGUGAGAGCAGGCGUUCUCUGCCGUCUAUCCGUACAGGAGAGUAUGAAGCUUUACCAGAGAAGCUGAAGAAGAGCGAAUGGACUCCAGACUUUGGUCCAGCUACAUUUGUCCCUUCGUGGGGCGCCACAGUCACCGGUGCACGAAAAUUUCUCAUCGCUUACAACGUCAACCUGCUGAGCACCAAGGAACAAGCUCACCGCAUCGCUCUGGACAUCCGAGAGCAGGGCAGGGGCAAAGGACAGCCAGGGCUGCUGAAGAAGGUGCAGGGGAUGGGCUGGUACCUUGAUGAGGAGAACCUGGCUCAGGUGUCCACCAACAUCCUGGACUUUGAGGUCACGCCGCUCCACACUGUCUAUGAGGAAAUCUGCAGAGAUGCAAGAGAGUUGAACCUGUCGGUAGUCGGCUCUCAGAUUGUCGGUCUGAUUCCUCUAAAAGCGGUUCUGGACUGCGCAGAAUUUUACAUCCAGAAAGAGAAACUUUUCAUCUUAGAAGAGGAGCACAGAGUGCGUCUGGUGGUUAGUAAGCUGGGUUUGGACUCUCUGGGGCCGUUUGUUCCUAAAGAGAGAAUCAUAGAGUACAUGGUGGAAGCCAAUCAGAUUGAGGGACAGUUGGCAUCUCUUUCUCUGCGCCAGUUUGUCCAAAGUGUCGGUGCUCGAACCCCGGCGCCUGGAGGGGGCUCCGUUUCUGCUGCCAUUGCUGCCAUGGGUGCAGCUCUGGGCUGUAUGGUGGGACAGAUGACGUACGGGAAGAAGCAGUUUGAGGCAUUGGAUGGUGUGAUGAGGAGACUCAUCCCUCCUUUCCAUCAGGCCAUGAACGAGCUGCUGCUAACCGUGGACGCUGAUUCUACUGCCUUCAACAGCUACAUGGCUGCGUUGAAAAUGCCCAAGAGCACAGCGGAGGAAACUGAGAGGAGACAGAAGGCCAUGCAGGAGGGACUGAAGAAGGCUGUCAGUGUUCCCAUGUCUCUGGCUGAGAGAGUGACGCUGCUGUGGCCAACGCUGAAGGAGCUGGUGAUACAUGGCAACCUGGCCUGCAAAUCAGAUGUCCAGGUAGCAGCUAAAGCUCUGGAGACAGCUGUGUUUGGUGCUUACUACAAUGUCAUCAUCAACCUGAAAGACAUCACUGAUGAGACUUUCAAGAGUGCCAUGGAGGAGAGAGCAUCUGCACUGUUAAAGCAGGCCAGGGAGAGUGCUAAUGAAGUGCUGGAUACUGCAAAUAAACGCCAAUAAACACACAUACACACACACACACACACACACAGACACACACACACACACACACACACACACACACACACACACACAGACACACAUACACAUACACA
This is a messenger RNA of Tachysurus fulvidraco (yellow catfish), 1824 nucleotides long. RefSeq names its product formimidoyltransferase cyclodeaminase (gene ftcd). The record is from RefSeq and is a predicted model, not a curated record. The transcript is spliced from 14 exons. Lineage: Eukaryota; Metazoa; Chordata; Actinopteri; Siluriformes; Bagridae. Gene Ontology annotation, molecular function: folic acid binding; transferase activity. Bases 107 to 1729 code for a protein of 540 amino acids.